Molecule: messenger RNA, 4527 nt
Organism: Daphnia pulicaria
Lineage: Eukaryota; Metazoa; Arthropoda; Branchiopoda; Diplostraca; Daphniidae
Exons: 6
Coding region: 494-2059 (521 amino acids)
Source: RefSeq, a predicted model, not a curated record
UGGAAACAUGCGUGGCUGCCCACGAAGUGCAACAAAUAAAAUUAUUAAAAUGUGGGCGUCGUGUGAACUGCAGCUUUUCACUCCAUGCUGUGUAAUUGUAGAUUUGAGACCUGAGCCUGCCAUCGUAACAAGAUAUGCCAGUUUUGCAUGUGCUGGUCAUUGACCAGUCACAUCGAUCUCAGUAUCAUUGCCAGGAUAAGCAUCAUUCCUCUUGAUUGGAGAAACAACCGAUAGUUCGAUCGAGUUCUGGAUCUCUUCUUCUCCCUUUUUUUAAUGUCCUCGUGUACACCCAUGUGAGUGUGGGUGUAUUCACGAGGACUCCUUUUUUCCUAUCACGCCUGGCGACGGUGGAUUCAACUUUACUGGGGAUGGAGCCCUUGUGGAUUUGUUUUUCCCAGGCUUAAAGGUUCUAGACGAGGCCAAACAGUCCGAAAGUUUUGUACCAUAACUUUGUGAUAAAACCAAUCAGCGGCGAUCGACUGUUACAGUGAAGAUGUCGCCGACCGUGCCGACGACGACCGACUCGCGUAAUGACGAGGAUAACGACGACGAUCCUAGCUGGAUUUUACUACGUCAGAUGGACGUUCUCCAUCGUCGUGUUGCCUUGUCGAAUGUGGAGCCGACGCCAGGAGUUGACCAAUCAACAGGGCGGCAACAACAUCAGGAUCGACAAGUUCACCUUGGCUGGAGCUGCAGCAGCAGCCUACAGCAGGAUCCUGUCGUCGAAGAGAUGGCGGCUGCCUACGCCGGCCUCGUGACGGUCCUGGGCAACAAAGGAAAAGAAGCCGAGAGCGGAGAUUGUUGGUUAAUGAGCCAUCAGCAAAGCUCGUCAUCAGGACUGAAAGGGACGACGGAUGACGGUGGCGGCGUUGGCAACCAAGACGAGGCGAUUAAGACGGCCGACUUUUGGAUCCAUCAGCUCCGUUCCGUUUUGCACGAAACGCGCUCCAAUCUCAAUCUCAUUGUCGCCUUUCAUCAACGUCAACUGCAACAACAACAACAGGCCAAACAACCAGCAACAACACCAGCUGCGGCGCAGCUGGAACCAUCAAGAGCGAUAAUCCGAUCCAGCCAGUCUGACGUGGCAGUUCAAACCGACUUGACGAACAAUCAGGAGCAGGAGACGGGCCAAACUGCUGCCGCCGCUCAGACGAAAUCGAAUUAUUAUCGGAAAUCAGUUAGACGGGCAAGUGAUGAUCACGUAGCCGCCGGCUCUUUAAUCGGGCAACUGUCAUCGCCGCCGCCGCCGCUUCACAAUCCAGCGAGUGCCAAGGCAGCCUCAUCCAAGAGCAGGAGCAAAGUGUUGCCGGAAUCUUUGGAAGCCGGCGUCGGCGGAUGUCAUUUCAUCCGGGCUGGCAACAGCUGUUGCGCAUUGUCCGCCCACUCUUGCCGUUUUCAUUCAUGCAGCUGCUGUUGCCGGGCGACGAAUAGGCAAAUCUUAUCCAAACGGCCGUCGGAUUCGAGUCGAACCAAGAGAACAAGGAGCCGGAAGAGACUGGACGAAGAUGACAAAGAAUCCUGGGCGAAUCGUCACGACAACACGGCGGCGAUUUUGCUAUUGAACGAGGCCUGGCAGCUGGCCGGAUUGCACACUCGCCAACGGAUGUCCAUUCUCAGUCGCCACUACCGAAUUCUUUGGAAAAGAUAUCGGAGACUACGCCGGAAGCAUGACCAAUUGCGCCGCAUCUUCCAGCGCACCCGCCGUCGCACACUUUACGUCCAGCUCCAACUCCAGAUUCUGCUGGAAUCGAUCGGAAGUCAAGUGGACGACGUGGCCUCUGACUGGGUUGAGCGUUUGAAAGGAUUGCUGACGCUCCAGGCUGAUGGACUGAUGGGAGCACCACCUUCGUCCUCCUCUCCGGAUGUUUCUUAUUCGCCCCUCGCCAAGGAUUCGACCGGACGGCAGCAGAGACGACAGCAGCAGUUUAGAGCCAACGAUGAGAAUUAUUCCUUCAGUCUGUACCGAUGGUACUCGUCCUUGUCCCUCAAACUCAGCUGGCUGCAGACGUCGCACGGGACCGUCAUGGAAAAUCUGCUCCUGUGGAUCCCUCGCACGUGAUGUCGACGAUCUCGCACUAUCAAUCUCCUAUCAAUCUUUCAUCCGACCAAAUGGGCUUCUUAUUUAUUUAACAUUUUCGUCUGAGACGUGAGAACUUAGUUCUUGCAGACUAUCAAGUUAAAAAACGUUGCCAUUAUCGCCAUCCAUCCCAGCAACUGCUGCGUCGAAAUAAGUUGAGCCAAAAAAGAGAAAAAUAAAAAGGGAUUGAUGCUGAUUUAAUAUUCUUUUGAUAAAUGUCUCGUUAGAAUCUUAUUUCACUCCCAUUUCCUUUCUUCUCCGGCAACAAACAUUUGAAUAUUCCGUCUAACGUGUGUUUCCUAGAAUUCCCCUAUUCCUCCGUGCUGAAAUUUCAUUUCAAAUGCUUGGCGCACGAUAUUAUUGGCGCACAAUGUAAUUCAAAUUUGAACUUACACACAUCUAGUACUACAUAUACUGCAGAUUUAUUACGUACGUAUGUCUAUAAAGGAAUAUAAGACAUUGUUUAACCCAUUUCAACCGUCUCUUUUCUUUUAGACAAUUGGACCCGUGUAUAUGCGCAGCUCCAACAUUAUUGGCAUUCGGUGACCCUGGUAGUGUACAUAUACGUAUAUAUAGUCUCUGUUGUUAUGACUCACGUGUCUUCUAGACGAGAAACGACACGACGAACGAGGGGAGAGAGAGCUUUGAGCUUUCUUUGAAUAUUCCAUUAGAUUCUCUCCCGGCAACUUCGUCAUCUUUUCAACAAUAUCAAGCGCGGCGGCAGCAGCGGCACACUGUUCGGGCUCACGUGCGUUCCUCAUACUACAACUGUCUUAUAUAACGGUGAAUAGUCUAGCAAAAGUCUAAUCAAGAAAUCAUAUUACAGGAUUUUCGAAAAGUAGAUGGCUCCUUCUGCUCCUUGUCGUCAGGACACGUGAAACUAUUUGACGGACGUACCGAAAUCCCAUUUUAAAUUCUCGUGCCGCCGCAUCGUGACGAUAAUCUCAAAGGGGAAAAAAUAUGGCGCUUGCCAAAAAAGUAUUACAAGUUUUUUCACUCGACAUCUAGUCCCUGGUGAUCCCGGUCUAAAAAAGUACUUUUACACGCCAGCCCUCAUUACAUAAGCCGCCUGUAUGUGGUAUAGCUGCGGCAGUUGUUCCUCCAUCCGACUUGUAUACUUUAGACCCCGCUCCGGAAAACAAAACACAUGUGAACUUGAAGUGCGUCUAGUAAGUAAUAAGUUAGGAGGAGCGAAUCCUUAUAUUGCCACUUUGGACUAGUAAUAACCUGUACCCAAAGUUAAAGUUUGCCUCCCCAUAAUAAUUAUGUUUCGAGCAAAGUAUUUCGUCAGAAUCGUUUUAUUGCGCAAAAUGUCCAGGCGCCAAUUGAUUGCAAAGUUCCCGUGGAAGCUCCUUGAUGUGGAUACAUUGGCAACAGCCCAUUCCAUCGAGGUAGAGAGAGAGCUAUUAUUACCGACGAAAAAGCCUCUGGUCUGAAAUGUGAUUUGAAAGAUUUUCAAGAUCUGAUGGGAUUUACUUAUUUUUCUUCUUCUCUCCAUAGCCCGAAACUCGAUUUGAGAUCCUCUUUGCGACUAGCCCCAAAAAAUGGAGAAAAGUAAAAGGCUUAAAGGAGCUAGCUGUAAAAGUCUUGCCUGUGUCACGUGUGCUGCAGAUUGAAAUGACGUGUCGAAUAAGUUAGUAGGCCAGGGCUGGCACUCCCGCCAAGGCACAUGUCCAGGCUGUCUCCCUCUCCACUUUUCCUUGUUUCUAUUUGGUUGCGCUGCGUACUGUAUACGUGUGGCAUCAUCCUGUUGGCUGAUCCCGUGUGAAUAAUGAUGUGUCGGGGGUCCCGUGUCAAGGCCGCCACUGCACCAAUUUAUUUGCCGAACAACAACAAAAUACGAUCGAUCGGGCAGACGGCCCUGCACACACACAUGUCGAUCCACCCAAUAAAUAGAGUAGAUACUUCUCUCGAGAAUAUUUAUUUUUCCCCUUCGUCUAUUAUAUUCGUGAAAACUCUGUGGCCCAGGAAAAAAGAAACAGACAACAAACGAAAAAGCAAACAUUCUUUGACAGCCGCACCGGGCUCCCCCAAGCUUUUACACAAGACGAGUUGCACUUGAAUCGACUUUUCUGCGAGUCGUAUUUUUAAUGAUGAGACCCCCGGCCCCACAGCCAUAUUGGUUGCUUCUUGAUGGUUGGAACAAGUAACUAGAGAGAGAAAAGAACUCGGAAGACGAGAACCUUUCCUUUUUUUUGUUUAAUUGAAAUUUUUUCCAAGAACUCGACGGCGCACAACUUCUUCUUCUUUCUAGUCGACUUCUAUCGACAUUUUUCCUGUAAUUCACUUCUGUUUUCUGGAAUCCUUAAACUCUCUUUUUUUUUCCUAUUUUUCCCCAUGGUGAAACUUUUCUUCUUCCGAGUUCUCUCGUUUACUCUCCGACACACUGGUAAUUACUAUCCUUUUCUUUCGCCUAGCGUCCAUUAAGCCGACAUUGUGCGGAUCCAAUU